This is a messenger RNA of Marchantia polymorpha subsp. ruderalis, 1075 nucleotides long. NCBI's taxonomy places the organism in Eukaryota, Viridiplantae, Streptophyta, Marchantiopsida, Marchantiales, Marchantiaceae. The record is from the annotation of a GenBank genome assembly.
GCAUGUUCGAUCGACGAGGUGGCCAUCGACGCAUCGGUGUUGUGUGAUGUGAGCAGGAGGUCCGAUCGCCCGCCCUGUGGUUGUGCGUCUUGUCAUGCUCGUCGACGAGCCAAUUCGGUGCACUUCGCCAUCAUUACAUUCUUGUCCGGUGCAUACAUACUCUUGGUGCUGCUGGUGGGUAUCACAUGCAGAACAUACGAGUACGGUGAAUGUGAAAACCGGUUCACAUCCUCGCGGCGGGUACCCGACUCUCGAUGUAGCCUGCAAAGAAGGCCAUGGAAUGAAAUCCACGUUUAGGGCAUGCGGUCGAGCAUGAGUUCAGCGAGUUCGUUUCGUGUUCAGCGAAAAACUGGAGCGUACGGGUUUGUUCUGACACCCAGAAACGAUUAGAGUAAUGAAGACUGCCAACAAACUGUACUUCUGUCCUGAUCUUCAGACGAAAACCGAAUCACGUUACAGGCCUUGCAUCGAGGGAACGGUUCGUCAGAACAAAACCCUACUUUCACUUACGGGGGACGACGUAACUUCUCGAGUAAUAUGCAGAAGAUGUUGAGAAGUGUAGAAAUAAAUAGAAGACAUUGAAAGUAUGUGGGAAAGGCAGCACAAGCAGAGGGAUCGCGAUGAGCCAACCAGAGCAAAAAGUUCACCCGUCUGUCUAUAUACUGAACAGUUGGCACCGAAGAGCUCAGAGUGCGUUGGAACAUCUCAGUACGAAGCCCAUGCCCACCAUAAUUAUCAAAUCGUCCUUCAUUCCAUCUAGCCCGUGCUCAGGACACCAUCCAGUGCGACAAUAUGCUCCGAUGGUAUCGAAUUUGUACCUUCACCAUUCAAAAUGGGUACGCAUGGAAUCAAAACGGUUAAUGUACGAGUGCUGCAGAACGCUUAGAACAUCUAAAGAUGGGAUACUCUGUGGGAAAAACAAUUCUCCUCUAUUAAUCGAGGAAAUAAAGGCAAAAGAAAACAAUGCCAUAGGGCCAAAGAAAUAGAGAGAUAUUCCUUCUCCUGAUGAAAUUGUAAUCUAGCCCUCUGCAUGGAAAGAUCAUGUAACAGAUGGCGAUUUAAAACAAGCGCCACC